Molecule: messenger RNA, 1248 nt
Organism: Momordica charantia (bitter melon)
Lineage: Eukaryota; Viridiplantae; Streptophyta; Magnoliopsida; Cucurbitales; Cucurbitaceae
Gene: SCL30
Product: SC35-like splicing factor 30
Molecular function (GO): RNA binding
Source: RefSeq, a predicted model, not a curated record
GAAGCUCAGUUAUAAAAACUAAACCCUACCAUCGCAGAGUUUACAGAAGUCAGAUCGAGGGACGAAGCUCUCUGCGCAUUUUCUCGUAAAUCCUUCYCUUACCUUGUUCAGGUUUUAACAUGAGGAGAUACAGUCCACCUUAUCACAGUCCUCCAAGAAGAGGAUAUGGUGGUCGAGGAAGAAGCCCCCCGGGAAGGGGUUAUGGUGGUGGUGGUGGUGGUGGUGGUGGGUAUGGAAGACGAAGGGAACAGUCUCAUGGUAGCCUUUUGGUUAGAAAUAUUCCUAUGGAUUGCAGGCCAGAGGAGCUUAGAGCACCCUUUGAGAGGUUUGGACUUGUUCGUGACGUGUAUAUCCCGAAGGAUUAUUACUCAGGUGAACCUAGAGGAUUUGCAUUUGUGGAGUUUGUUGAUCCUUACGAGGCUUCUGAAGCUCAGUAUCAUAUGAAUGGGAAAAAGUUUGCUGGGAGGGAGAUUACUGUGGUCCUUGCUGCAGAGUCAAGGAAGAGGCCAGAACAGAUGCGUCAAAGGAGUAGAAGGGGACCAUCUGGCUAUGGUGGACGGCGUUCUUAUUAUGGGCGUUCUAGAUCACGUUCAGUAUCCCGAUCACGCUCCCCCCAUCAUCCUUCAGGUUCAAGGAGUAGAUAUCGAUCAAGGUCCUACUCUCCUGCUCCGAGAUGGCGAGGUGACUAUUCUGUUUCCCCUAGUAGAAGACACGCAGACUACCCCAGAUCACCAAGAGGUGCGCCUCAUGAGCGAGAUGGUGAAAGGAGUCAGCAGGCCUAUUCUCCAGGUUAUGAUAAUGCUGAUGGCCAUGAUCACGAUGGAAACGGAUAUCACGACAAGUCUGCAUUUGAAGGAGGGGAUGUACGAGCUAAUUGGAGGUCUUCCCCAGGCAGGAGGUCUUCUCCUGGUAGAAUAUCGAGAUCCCCAUCUGGGUCUCGGUCCCGCUCUGCUGAUGCGUCACCAAGACAUGGUAGAUGAUUUUUCUUUGAGAAAACAUGGUAGAUGAUGUAAACCUUGGUUUCUAAUAUUCAACAUUUGCUACUUUUAAGUUAGCAUCCACUAUCCUGAAAAUAUUUUAGAUUCUACUUUGUAAGAUGUUCUUAGUGUAAGGAUUUUCAAGACAUAGGCGCCAUCAUUUACUUUUCUCGCAUUUGAAGUUUAAAAUUAUUAUGCUAGAUGAUUCCAAUUAUCUGGAUUGUGCAUGUUCUUCUUGUUCAUCUAUCGAAGACGCUGUUCUUUGUAGAGA